UGUGCCACCAGCCUGCGUUCGAAUCGCUUGACGAGUAGUACGUUAGUAUAUAUUUUGAUGCCACGUUGCUGUUGAUUCUCGCACAAAGAGGUGAUCAGAAGAAGAAAGAAGCAAACGAGUUGUCUUCCGAGUGUCCCGUUCAUGCGUCUCAACUUGUAAAUAAUAAUCUGUAUUUUACGAAAGCACUGUUUCUACAACGCAAGCACCGUUGAAGUAUUUCGAGCGCGAGUGGAAUUUUUGAACGAAUCUCUCAGUAUCCUUUUGGAUUGUCGAUAAGAAUAGUUUGAUCAUGCCUGCUGCACCUAGCGCUACUUCCGUGGGAUCUGUUGGACGAUCGCCCAGCAAAGCCAUAGCGCCAAGAACAGGUGGUAGUGGUACAGUAAGACAGAGGAAAACCACCGUAACCUCCUCCGCCAGGAACAGGAAUACCGGUACAAGCUCUGGUGGCAUGUGGAGGUUCUACACCGACGACUCUCCUGGCAUCAAAGUGGGACCAGUGCCAGUGCUAGUAAUGUCCCUUUUAUUCAUUGCGUCUGUAUUCAUGCUUCAUAUCUGGGGCAAGUACACUAGAAAUUAGAUAUAAGUGCAAUGUUAAGAUUGGCCUGGGAGAGAGAUAUGAAGCACUGAGCGAUGCAAAUUUCAGCAUCGUGCAAUCAUAUAUUGACGCCUCGAACAGGUUAAUGCGUGAUUUUUAAAAUGUAUGAUACGUUAUGGAUAAUAUAUCAUUGAAAGGAAACACUCACAAAACACAUUAUGAUACGGUGGACAUCGUUACAGGAUCAAAAUACAUUCAUAUUUUUUAUGCCUCGAUAGAAAAGGAUCCGUUUUUUUAAAACGAUUUAUCGAUUACAUGUAUUGUGAGAAAACAUGAGAGGAAUUAUUUAGUUUGCGUUUGUAAUAUUAGGAAUGAAACAUUAUGUAAUAUUGAAAUAAAUGUAAUUUAUUUUUACCCUGA
Acromyrmex echinatior (Panamanian leafcutter ant) is the source of this 955-nucleotide messenger RNA. It is a transcript of the gene Sec61beta, whose product is annotated as Sec61 translocon subunit beta. The record is from RefSeq and is a predicted model, not a curated record. Gene Ontology annotation, biological process: intracellular protein transport. NCBI's taxonomy places the organism in Eukaryota, Metazoa, Arthropoda, Insecta, Hymenoptera, Formicidae. Gene Ontology annotation, cellular component: Sec61 translocon complex.